AGGACAGCAAUAUGAACCAGAUCGUACUAACAUUGGCAGGCUUGGCAGCCGUGUGCAGGGCUGGAUACGUCCAUCACUCGCCUCACAACCACAUCGUUGACUAUUAUGCGCCGCCAAAGUACGCGUAUGACUACACUGUGUCCGACUACCACACGGGAGACAGCAAGUCGCAGUGGGAGACCCGGGACGGGGAUGUCGUCAAGGGCCAGUACACUCUGAUAGAGCCGGACGGCUCUGUGCGGACUGUGGAAUACACGGCGGAUGAUCACAAUGGGUUCAACGCAGUCGUCAAGAAGACAGAACCUAAAGUUCCCCACUAUGAGCCCGAGCCCAAGUAUUACGAAGCCCCGGCGCACGCCCCCGUUGCUGCCGACUACGAGCAACACGACUAUGGCGGUUACUACCCUUCACAUUACUGACCUGUUGUGCGGCAUCCAGUACUGGCCGUGGGGCUUUCUGGAGUGUGGCCAAUCAAUACAAAUACUAAUCAUCCUAGUGAUGAACUUUGCUCUUUACCUAAGUAUGUCUAAGAUAAAUUUAAGUGAUGUACAAAAUGUGUAAAAUAUAUAUAUAUCAAAGUUAAAAUAGAAUAAUAUAAAAUAGUAUUAAAAAAAUAUACAGAUCUAUACGUAUAUUAGUAUAACUGAAAUCCUGUAAAAGUACUUACUUGCAAAAAAAUGUUUUUAACUAAUAAAAAAUGAGGUAGUUUAGUUAUAAAUUGAAAAUUAACCACAAUAUUAUAAACAAAAAUAGUUUUUUAUUUGGGUGUUAAAUACAAGUUGUUAUACGAAUAAGAAUCUUCAAUUUAUAUUUUUAGAUGUAUUAAAAAAGUUAUAUCUAAUAAACAAAUUACACAUUAUCUAUUUUAUAGCUUAGUUCAGAUAUAUAGGGUUGAUGUUUGCUAAGUCAAAUUGUUAGUAAAAGAAAUAAAUAAGCUAUUAUGAUUUUACGAAGUUGAUUGAUUACUAAACAGUAGGUGUUAUUUAGAAAAUACAAUAAUUUUUAUUAACAUUUGACCUAUAAAUUUUUUUUCAAAUACUCUUAUAACACUUGUUCGCUAUGGAAGUGUGAAAAAUAAUUAUAACACUUAUUGUGUUAGGGAUGAAAUAGUGUAAUAACCAAACUGAAGGGAAGAAUAACAGUAUAAAGAGAGAAAGUCGUGUUUUUAAGUUUUUAUGAUAAAACAAGUUGGUAUUUUAUAGGUCUACUGUAGUAUUUUUUUUGUUUCAAAUGCAAGAAUUUUAUUUCAAAACCUCAAAGAAACAAAAGAAACUUAGUUUUACAGCUCUACAAUAUUAAAGUUAAUACGUUUUAGUAGUAAAUGAACAAGAUAAAACUAAACCCCUAUAGAGUAAGAAUUUAUUAAUGUAGGAUUCAGCGUUUGUUUGUAAUGUAUAACGUAUAAAUAUUUCUCAAAUUGUAAGAAAAGUAUUGCUCUUUCUUUUUAAAAUUAUGUGGCCAAGAAACAUAACUUAGGAAUGUGCAUUAUUUUGUAUUAUUUAGCUAUGACUGCAAUAAUGAGAGACGGUUGUUAAUUUCCUUGUCAGACUGUAUAGUUUUAUAUAUUAUAUUUUUAUACUGAUGA
Molecule: messenger RNA, 1585 nt
Organism: Homalodisca vitripennis (glassy-winged sharpshooter)
Lineage: Eukaryota; Metazoa; Arthropoda; Insecta; Hemiptera; Cicadellidae
Product: cuticle protein 7-like
Exons: 3
Coding region: 12-419 (135 amino acids)
Cellular component (GO): extracellular matrix
Source: RefSeq, a predicted model, not a curated record